This is a messenger RNA of Mesorhabditis spiculigera, 420 nucleotides long. The record is from the annotation of a GenBank genome assembly. Lineage: Eukaryota; Metazoa; Nematoda; Chromadorea; Rhabditida; Rhabditidae.
AUGGAGGAUAUUACUACGGAAGUUCUGCGCACCGCACCAACCAAGCCAGAGCUUUGUUCUUUGUCCCGGCGUCCUAUUCCUACCGUAAUGUAUGAGACGAAGAUUCCAAAACCCAGUCGUAUCGAUAUACUGUAUUACAACGGAUCGCCGAAUCAGCUGCCGGAAAAAAAGGCCGUAGUAUUAAAUACAUUCUCAUCGGGCAGCUGGAGAUUAGAAGAUCGAGCGGAAUUUAUGCCGAUUGAUGAUUGGCGAGUCUUUGAUCUGACGAUGAAGCCAGAAAAAGGAAAACUGAAAAUCUUCAUCAACAAUUUCGAAUUCGCCACCUAUGAGGAGAAUCGUGAGCUAAAAAGCAGCACACACUUCGCGAUUCAGGGGGAUGUUGAGAUUCUAAGUGUAAGAUCGGACGGGAAAUUGAUGAUU